Mesorhabditis belari is the source of this 318-nucleotide messenger RNA. Lineage: Eukaryota; Metazoa; Nematoda; Chromadorea; Rhabditida; Rhabditidae. The record is from the annotation of a GenBank genome assembly.
AUGAACGUGAGCCAAAUUGCUUCGACGGCCUGUGGGAUGUGUGAUAUUGACACCGGACCGAAUCUUUAUUCCAAUGCUGCUCGUCACUGGCGGGAAUUCACUUAUUCUUGGAUUCACCGAACGCUUAAACCACGAUUUGGCACACAAAUGCCCACCGACUGUGAGACUGCGUUUAAGGCCCACCACCAGCAGAACGCUGCUUUGGACCAUGGAUUGGAGGAUCAAUUCUUGCUCAGCGUGGGAACUUCCAACAAAAUGUGGAUAAGCAAAGAAGAAUACGAGGAUGGUGGACGAGGAAUUGUUGAGAAGAAAUGCCCA